AUGGAACCUCCUCCGCCUGCGGAUGAUGUCGACAACGCUACCUUCUUCGCUGAAUGGGAGCGGAGAACCAAAGAGUUCCUGAAUAUCAUCCAAGGCCGCGAGCUGUACAAUUUUUUCAACAAUCGAGUGCUCGAGUCGCGCUCAACCAACGGGCGGCUAGUCGCCGUGAAAAUCAAGUCCAAGUACACCUUCAAGCGUUCCGAAGCCCAGAUGAUGCACUAUGCCUCGGAGAACGGAAUACGCGCCCCACGGGUACUGGGCUGUUACAACGUGGCUCCCACUCUGGUGGUGACAGUAUCAGACCGGGUCCCGGGCCAGUCGCUUGACCAAGUAUGGCAUACGAUGGACCGAGCCACGCAGGAGGGAAUCAAGCAUCAACUGCGAGAGGAGUUGAGUAAGUUCCGCAAAUUAACCCAGCCCUACAUUGGUCGCAUUGACCGUCAAAAAACGCAUUGUUUCUUCCAGCGUUUGGGCCAUGAGACCAUGGGUCCAUUCGAUUCGGAAAAGGAAUUCGACAAGUGGUGUCUGAACCGAAUAGAAGACAGGCUUCUUCGGGAACUCUGGAGGCCGUGCUUGCCUGCCAUGAGGAGCAAGUCGACCAGAUUUGUCUUGACCCAUGGAGAUUUGGCUGCCCGGAACAUCAUGGUGGACGGUGGUCAAAUCACUGGAAUUGUGGACUGGGAGUACAGUGGGUUUUUCCCGGAGUAUAUGGAAUAUGCAGUCACCAUGGCCAUCCACGACUGCAUCGAGGAUUGGUGGCUUCCAGUCUUACAAGAAGUCCUCGAGCCAUGUGGAUCAAUGCGGUUGAAGUUCGUCGAUGCGCUCAAGACGUAUCAGGAAUUGGAACGGCGAAGGUAA
Messenger RNA from Aspergillus terreus NIH2624, 858 nucleotides. RefSeq lists its product as uncharacterized. NCBI's taxonomy places the organism in Eukaryota, Fungi, Ascomycota, Eurotiomycetes, Eurotiales, Aspergillaceae. The transcript has 2 exons. The coding region runs from base 1 to 858 and encodes 285 amino acids. The record is from RefSeq and is a predicted model, not a curated record.